Molecule: messenger RNA, 3097 nt
Organism: Cimex lectularius (bed bug)
Lineage: Eukaryota; Metazoa; Arthropoda; Insecta; Hemiptera; Cimicidae
Gene: Actn
Product: alpha-actinin, sarcomeric
Exons: 18
Coding region: 58-2919 (953 amino acids)
Biological process (GO): actin cytoskeleton organization; muscle cell development
Cellular component (GO): cell projection; plasma membrane; Z disc
Molecular function (GO): actin filament binding; calcium ion binding
Source: RefSeq, a predicted model, not a curated record
UGUUAUGCCGUGGGCGUCCAGUGGUUGUCGGACCCUGGACAGGGAUCCUUCUCGUGUAUGUUGAGUGUCGUGCCGGCUCAUACGCUCAGCUUCAAUUUACCAUUUUCAAGUUCGAAUAUCCAUUCCGACCCGAAAGCGGAGAACAGGAUGAACGGCUUGGACCAGUACGGCGACGGCUACAUGGAGCCGGAGGAAGAAUGGGAGCGCGAGGGCCUCCUCGACCCUGCUUGGGAAAAACAGCAGAAAAAGACGUUCACAGCCUGGUGCAACUCGCAUCUUCGCAAGGCGGGCACGUCCAUCGAGAACAUCGAAGAGGACUUCAGGAACGGUCUUAAACUCAUGCUUCUCCUCGAGGUGAUUUCGGGUGAAACCCUCCCCAAGCCCGACAGGGGGAAAAUGCGCGUCCACAAUAUCGCGAACGUCAACAAGGCGUUGAACUUCAUCGCCAGCAAAGGAGUUAAGCUCGUCUCCAUCGGUGCCGAAGAAAUUGUCGACGGUAACUUGAAAAUGACCCUCGGCAUGAUCUGGACCAUCAUCCUCCGUUUCGCCAUCCAGGACAUAUCCGUGGAGGAGAUGACGGCCAAGGAAGGCUUGCUGCUCUGGUGCCAGAGGAAGACAGCACCUUACAAGAACGUCAACGUUCAGAACUUCCAUCUAAGCUUCAAAGACGGUCUCGCUUUCUGCGCUCUCAUCCAUCGCCACAGGCCGGACCUCAUCGACUACAACAAGCUGUCGAAGGACAACCCUCUGCAGAACCUGAACACGGCUUUCGAUGUGGCCGAGAAGUACCUUGACAUCCCCCGCAUGUUGGAUCCGGAAGACUUGAUCAACACGCCAAAGCCAGAUGAACGCGCCAUUAUGACCUAUGUGUCUUGCUAUUACCACGCUUUCCAGGGUGCCCAGCAGGUAGAAAAGCACAUGACAAAUACUGCGAUGCCUGACGAACGUGCUAUUAUGACAUACGUCUCGUCAUACUAUCACUGCUUCUCUGGAGCGCAAAAGGCUGAAACUGCUGCUAAUAGAAUCUGUAAGGUUCUCAAAGUGAACCAGGAGAAUGAACGUCUUAUGGAGGAAUACGAACGCCUCGCCAGUGAUCUCUUGGAGUGGAUCAGGCGUACCAUGCCGUGGUUGGAGAGCCGUGUCACUGAUAACUCCCUUGCCGGGGUUCAGAAGAAACUUGAAGAAUACAGGACUUACAGGCGCAAAUUGAAGCCUCCACGUGUCGAGCAGAAGGCCAAGCUCGAGACCAAUUUCAACACACUCCAGACCAAAUUGCGUCUGUCCAACAGACCUGCUUACAUGCCAACUGAAGGAAAGAUGGUUUCGGAUAUUGCAAAUGCAUGGAAAGGACUUGAAACAGCUGAAAAGUCAUUUGAAGAAUGGCUCCUUUCUGAAAUGAUGAGAUUAGAAAGGUUGGAACAUCUAGCCCAGAAAUUCAAGCAUAAAGCUGAUAUACAUGAAGAAUGGACCAGAGGCAAGGAGGAAAUGUUACAAAGCUCUGACUUUAGGCAGUGUCGUCUUAAUGAAGUCAAGGCACUGAAGAAGAAACAUGAAGCCUUCGAGAGCGACCUUGCCGCUCACCAAGACCGUGUCGAGCAGAUCGCUGCUAUCGCAGGAGAACUCAAUGCUUUGAGGUAUCACGAUUGUGAUACUGUUAAUGCUCGCUGCAAACGCAUCUGUGACCAGUGGGACAGGCUUGGCAAUCUCACCGGACACCGCAGACAGAACCUCGAUGAUGCUGAAAAGAUCCUAGAGAAGAUCGAUGUUCUCCAUCUUGAGUUUGCCAAGAGGGCUGCUCCAUUCAACAACUGGUUGGACGGAACCAGGGAAGAUCUUGUAGACAUGUUCAUCGUCCACACAAUGGACGAGAUCCAAGGCUUGUUGGAAGCUCACUCUCAAUUCAAAGCCACCCUUGGAGAAGCUGAUAAAGAAUACACAAGCAUUGUAUCUCUAGUCAAGGAAGUCGAAUCAACCGUUCACAAGUAUCAGAUCCCUGGAGGCCUCGAAAAUCCAUACACUACUCUUACUGCCAGUGAUUUGACUUUGAAAUGGAAUGACGUUAGACAACUUGUUCCUCAAAGGGACUCAACUCUACAAGCUGAACUAAGGAAACAACAGAACAAUGAGACAUUGCGAAGACAAUUUGCUGAAAAGGCCAAUCAAGUUGGACCGUGGAUCGAACGUCAAAUGGAUGCUGUUACUGCUAUUGGAAUGGGUCUUCAGGGAUCCUUGGAAGAUCAACUUCACAGACUCAAAGAGUAUGAACAAGGUGUCUAUGCUUACAAACCACACAUUGAAGAUCUUGAAAAGAUCCACCAGGCUGUACAAGAAGGCAUGAUCUUUGAAAACAGGUACACGCAAUACACUAUGGAGACCUUGCGAGUCGGUUGGGAACAGCUGCUCACUUCUAUCAACAGGAACAUCAACGAGGUCGAGAACCAGAUUUUGACCAGAGAUUCUAAGGGUAUUACACAGGAACAGUUGAACGAAUUUAGAGCUUCUUUCAACCACUUCGACAAGAACAGAACAGGCAGACUCGCACCUGAGGAAUUCAAAUCUUGCCUCGUCUCACUAGGCUACAGCAUUGGAAAGGAUAGACAAGGAGAAAUAGAUUUCCAUAGAAUACUUGCAGUGGUUGAUCCCAACAAUACCGGUUAUGUCCAUUUUGAUGCCUUCCUUGAUUUCAUGACAAGGGAAUCGACCGAUACUGACACAGCCGAGCAAGUCAUCGACUCUUUCCGUAUUCUCGCUGCAGACAAGCCGUACAUCCUUCCUGAUGAGCUAAGGAGGGAGCUUCCUCCAGAUCAGGCCGAGUACUGCAUCAAGAGGAUGCCUCCGUUCAAGGGACCCAACGCCGUGCCCGGAGCCCUUGACUAUAUGUCAUUCUCAACAGCGCUUUAUGGAGAAUCAGACCUCUAGAGCCCACUAGUCAAAUCCCUCUUAACUAUCUCUCCUUUGACCCUUCACUCUCUUUAUAUUUCUCCCUGAUGUCAUUAACCCAUAAAAUGUACAUAACACAGUUGUAUAUACCUGCGGGCUCACAUCAAUUAUUUUAUUUUUAUUUUUAUUUUUUGUUUCUGAAAAAAAAAGAUAAAAA